AUCCUCUGGCGGUCAUUUUCCAUACUACUUCUUUUUUAAUCGUGUUCGGUGAAGGUGAAGUGUUCAUCUGUAAACACUAAAUAAAUCCUAGCCAUGGUACGAAUGAACGUAUUGAGCGAUGCUCUGAAAUCUAUUAAUAAUGCUGAAAAACGGGGAAAGAGGCAGGUUCUCAUCAGGCCAUCAUCAAAAGUAGUUGUAAAGUUUUUAACAGUAAUGAUGAAACAUGGUUACAUUGGAGAAUUCGAAAUUGUAGAUGACCAUAGGAGUGGAAAAAUAGUAGUUAAUCUGACUGGAAGAUUAAAUAAAUGUGGAGUGAUUUCACCCAGAUUUGAUGUGCCUAUUACACAUAUUGAAAAGUGGACAAAUAACUUACUUCCUUCUCGUCAAUUUGGUUAUGUUGUAUUGACCACCAGUGGGGGUAUUAUGGAUCACGAAGAAGCCAGAAGGAAACAUCUGGGAGGGAAAAUUCUUGGAUUUUUCUUCUAAAAUUAGAUUUAUAAUUUAAUAAAUUUUGUUUAUACAA
Messenger RNA from Diorhabda carinulata, 523 nucleotides. RefSeq names its product 40S ribosomal protein S15Aa. The record is from RefSeq and is a predicted model, not a curated record. Bases 94 to 486 code for a protein of 130 amino acids. Gene Ontology annotation, cellular component: cytosolic small ribosomal subunit; ribosome. Gene Ontology annotation, molecular function: structural constituent of ribosome. Gene Ontology annotation, biological process: translation. The transcript has 3 exons. Lineage: Eukaryota; Metazoa; Arthropoda; Insecta; Coleoptera; Chrysomelidae.